This is a messenger RNA of Sorghum bicolor (sorghum), 2224 nucleotides long. RefSeq lists its product as uncharacterized. NCBI's taxonomy places the organism in Eukaryota, Viridiplantae, Streptophyta, Magnoliopsida, Poales, Poaceae. The transcript has 10 exons. The record is from RefSeq and is a predicted model, not a curated record. The coding region runs from base 1 to 1815 and encodes 604 amino acids.
AUGCGGCUGCCGCACGCCUCCGACCUCCGCGCCUUCCUCGCGGCUGCCGCCGUCGCGCACCUCUCCUCCUCCAGGGCCUCCCGCGCCUCCCCGUGCGCGCCCCCGCCACCUCCGCGGUUCUGCGCGUUCGCCUCCUCCCGCGCCUCGCCGCCGCCCUCCUCGCCCUCGCAAACGGGAGCAGUCGCCUCCGCCUCCGCCUCCGCCUCCGCCGCUGCCGCCGCCGCCGCCGCAGCAACCUGCGAGCAUGUGGUGGAGAAGCCCGCUAUAUGCACGGCCGACGAGCUGCACUACGCGCCCGUUCCGGGCACCGAGUGGCGGCUCGCGCUCUGGCGGUACCGUCCGCCGCCUGAGGCGCCGAAGAGGAACCACCCGCUGAUGCUGCUGUCUGGAGUGGCCACCAACGCCAUUGGGUUCGACCUGUCCCCUGGGGCUUCAUUUGCUCGUCAUAUGUCCAUGCAAGGAUUUGAUACAUGGAUUGUUGAAGUGCGUGGUGCUGGCCUGAGCAUGCGUGGAUCAGAACUAGCUGCAGCUAACACCAAGUCUGACAUCACCCCUGGUCCUAAUUUGGAUGAAAGUUCUACAACAAAAGCAAUUGUUGCUAUUCCUGCUGAGAAUAUGUUCACUUCUCAACAUCAAAUUUCUGAAGUUCCAGUAAUAGCAGAUAAGAACAUGGUAGGAACAAGUAUAUCAGAAGAACCACAGCUGGUGACAAAGUUGGCAAAUGCUUUGGCACAAUUGGGUGAAAUAUUCUCUGGUUAUGUAAAAGAUAGCCAGCUGAAAAACAUAGCUGACAGUUUUUUUGAUCGAGUGUCAGAACUUGCUCCCGAUGCCUCCUUAGCUAGCCUUGAGGAGGUUUCAGAAAGAAUUUUAGGUUUAUUGGAAUUGCCACAGACAUCAGUGAUAUCUGAUCAAAUUAGCAAUUUAAGUCAGCGCCUUGUGAAGAUUCUGGGGGAAGGCCAACAAAAUGUUUCCCCUAAGCUGUUUGGCUGGCAAGAACGCCUCUCCGCAACCAUAGAAGAUCUGCAGAAACAAUUGGAGCUUAUUAUAAGCUAUGAUUGGGACUUUGACCAUUAUCUGGAGGAGGAUGUACCUGCUGCGAUGGAUUACAUAAGAAAACAGAGUGUACCCAAGGAUGGCAAAUUGCUUGCCAUUGGUCAUUCCAUGGGAGGAAUCUUAUUGUAUGCGAUGGUUUCAAAGUGUGGAUCCCAAGGGGCUGAGCCAGAGCUGGCAGCAAUUGUUACUUUGGCUUCAUCAGUCGAUUACACAACAUCCAAUUCCUCACUCAAGUUGCUAUUGCCAUUUGCAGAUCCAGCUGAGAUGUUGCGUGUUCCUGCUAUCCCACUAGGAGUAUUACUGUCUACUACCUAUCCUAUAUCAUCUCGUGCACCAUAUAUUCUGUCACUGCUUCGCUCUCAAAUUUCAGCCAAGGAAAUGAUGGACCCUGAACUGCUUUCAAAGCUUAUCUUGAAUAACUUUUGCACAGUACCAGCAAAGGUUUUGUUACAGCUUACGACCGCAUUCCGUGAUGGCGGUCUGCGCAACAGGACUGGUACUUUUUUCUUCAAAGAGCAUCUGAACAAAAUCAAGGUCCCUGUGCUUGCCCUUGCUGGAGAUGAGGAUCUGAUUUGUCCCCCAGAAGCUGUUUACGAAACUGUGAAGCUAAUUCCUCAGCAUUUGGUUACAUACAAGGUUCUCGGAGAACCCGAAGGCCCUCACUAUGCACAUUAUGACUUAGUUGGAGGGAGAAAGGCUGUCCAUGAAGUAUACCCAUGUAUAAUAGAGUUCCUCUCUCAACAUGACGAAGUGUCUUCUUGAGUUUUUGUCAUUCGUAUCUGUAAUUACAAUGUUCAAGACCACGUCGAAGUACAUAGUAAAAUCGCCAGAGUGGAACUAGGCCAUAGCAGGAGAAGCACUGCGGGGACGAACCUUGCUGGUUGCUGGCACCUCGGUGAAACCUUAAGAGCCAAUGUAUGUAUGUAGUUGAAUUCGAGGUUGCAAACGUAGUUCGAACUACUCUUGAAGGACUCGUGUGAGUGGCGUGGUCAUAUGCAUGUUUCAGCGAGUGGACAGUAAAAGGAUUCAUUGGAAGGACCCUCGGACUGUAUGAGAUGAAUUCAGUGUAGGUGUAGCUGUAAUUGCACGAUGCCGCUCACCGGCAGCAGGUCUAUGACUCUAUGUGGCAGUUCCGCAAGAAAAAGAGAGCAUCAAAGAUGAGGUCUCUUCU